Bombus impatiens (common eastern bumble bee) is the source of this 860-nucleotide messenger RNA. It is a transcript of the gene PDCD-5, whose product is annotated as programmed cell death protein 5. The transcript is spliced from 4 exons. Gene Ontology annotation, molecular function: DNA binding. The record is from RefSeq and is a predicted model, not a curated record. Bases 295 to 678 code for a protein of 127 amino acids. NCBI's taxonomy places the organism in Eukaryota, Metazoa, Arthropoda, Insecta, Hymenoptera, Apidae. Gene Ontology annotation, cellular component: nucleus; cytosol.
UAUACAAUAUACAAUUUUUCUACUCUUCUACUCUCCAUAUUUAAAAAAUAUUUGCUGAUAUACAAAUAUAAUUACACCGAAUUAUUUCAUUGCGAAUCUAAAUUUUAACUAAACAUUCUACGUUCGAGUUUGAUUGUGUAUAUUUGACUACCUUCAUGUUUCUCGCUAGUCGAUCGUCUUGUUACAUACUAUACCGAGAAUUAGGUUGGGAAGAAAGUGUAUACAUCAAAGAAAAUAUUGAGUUCCAAUAAAAUUUAUUAAACAUCAAAUAGUGAAAAAUUAACGCUAUAAAACAUGUCAGAUCCAGAACUUGAAGCAAUACGACAACAACGAUUAGCUCAGUUGCAGUCACAAUAUAAGAGUAAUAAUGUAGAGAAUAAACAAGCAAUGGAGGAAAAAAUGCAUCAAAUGGAAGACAUGAAGAAUUCCAUUCUCACCCAAGUAUUAAGUCAAUCAGCUAGAGCAAGAUUAAAUACAUUAAGUCUUGGAAAACCUGAAAAAGGAAAAAUGAUAGAAGAUAUGAUAUUAAACAUGGCUCAACGAGGUCAGUUACCUGGUAAAUUAGGGGAAAAAGAACUUAUCAGUUUACUUGAAAGCGUAAAUCAACAAACACAACGAAAAACUGUUGUGAAGUUUGACAGACGAAGAGCAGCAUUGGAUUCUGAUGAUGAUUUAUAGCAAAUACAUAUAUUUAUACAUGGUUAUCAAACCAUGACAAACAGUGACAUAACAUUCUCUGUUUAAUUUUUGAACAGGUAUUAACAUUACAAUACAACUGUACGCUUAAUUAGUCAUAUGUUUUUAUUUUUUAUGAUAUAUUGAAAUAAAAAAUUGAAGUCAGGUAUCAGGAUUUAUUUUAA